Penicillium cinerascens is the source of this 2706-nucleotide messenger RNA. Its product is annotated as STE11 family mitogen-activated protein kinase kinase kinase. Gene Ontology annotation, molecular function: protein binding; protein kinase activity; ATP binding. NCBI's taxonomy places the organism in Eukaryota, Fungi, Ascomycota, Eurotiomycetes, Eurotiales, Aspergillaceae. Gene Ontology annotation, biological process: protein phosphorylation. The coding region runs from base 1 to 2706 and encodes 901 amino acids. The record is from RefSeq and is a predicted model, not a curated record. The transcript has 4 exons.
AUGCUGGCUGCCAAACAGUACUCGGCGCCUCUGGGUGUAUCCGGAUCCCAGACACCUGCAACUGCCUACCAUACCGGCUCGCAACGCCCUGCGACAGCGACAAAGGUACAGGAUGGAGCUGGGUUCAGCAGUCCGACCAGGUCGGAAUUCUCUGAGGGACAGGAUGAGCUUGCGGCAGUUCGGUCCUGGGACGAGAAAAAGGUUAUUCAAUGGUUGCAAAGCAUCAAGUGUGGCCAGUACGAAUCGAUCUUCAGAGCUAAUAACUUUAACGGAGACAACUUGCUCGACUGUGACCAAAAGAUAUUGCAGGAGAUGGGCAUCAAAAAAGUUGGCGACCGAGUGCGCAUCUUCGUUGCCAUCAAGCAGCUUAGGAACAAAUCCAUGCCCAACCCGAGACAGAAGAACUUGAACAAAUUAGCCGCGCUGGAAGCUGCCGCAUUAUCCCCCGAUCUUUCCCGCCUAUCAAGUGCUCGCCCAACAACCCUGAGCAACCGACGCAUGUCGCAGCUGGUCGAUGAUGGAUUUAAUUAUUUGGGCAAAUUCCCUUCUCAACCCACGUCUCCUGGUGAUUCGUGGCGUAAAGAUGGCUAUCUCACAGCUGGUUCGGGGUCUGGCCGUAAUCCAACCACGCCGAACGAAGGGAACCGAGGAAGCUCACACCCUCGGAAUCCUAGUCUCGACGGUCUUACCAUGGGCCCUCUUCCGCUCAAUUCCCCGGUAAUUCGGGUGAUCUAUACUGGGGGCCAGACCAAGGUCCUUGACAUCCGCCACUGCAAGACUCCGGACGAGGUCAUCAUCAACGUUCUCAAGAAAUUGCAGCUGCCCGAGCACCAGUAUCGGAACUACUGCUUCUAUGUCCUGGACGGCUUAGAUGCGGAUAUCUCGAACUGUAGGCGGUUGACGGAGGCGGAACUCAUGGAAAUAUGUGAAGGAGUCAACAAGUCCGAGCGUGGUCGAUUGAUCUUGCGCAAGGUCCACGCUGGGGAGCCUGACAUUGACGAGGUUCGCCGCGCAUCGCAACUUGCGGUCGAUGAAAGUCAGGUCACGCACCGGCUCGCGUUGGAUAAAUCUACCUCUCGCCAAAAGUCCAAAAUCCAGCAGCUCACUGGAGAAUCAUGGCAUACUCUCAAUACCAAGCAACCACUUUCUCCCGUGGGUGCUCGGCAUCGUUCAUCUUCUACAAAUGCUACGAAUGAGCCAGAUCUAUCGCCCAACAGCGAGCGCAACCCCGUGGCCAAUAAGCUUCGAUCAUUCUUCGGGCAGAGACCACCGAGCGAGAUGAUCAUUCAUGAACUCCAGUCGUUCUUCCCCAGUCAUGACAAGGAAGACAUCGCGAAAACGAUGCGGAGAUCUCAACGUCUCAGCCGUGCAGCAAGUCGCCUCAGUGUUGUCAGCAACUAUAGCGUGGCAUCGAGUCUUAAGGAUGCACCUCCUCUUCCCCCAUUACCUCCGAUUCCCCCGAUGCCCAACAUUGCCGACACAUGGUUCCAGCCCCAGGGGGGAGCGCAUGCUACCCGUGUGCCACGGCCCCUCUCUACCAAGUUUAACCUCCCUCAGACUUCCUACCGCGAUUCGAUUGCCUCAAGCUCUCUGCAGCCACUCCAGGAGGAGUCUCCCAUUGAACCGAACCGCAAGUCCUACGUCUCAUUUGAUAGUGGUUCUGAUGAACCCAACCCAUCACGCCAGAGUAUUCUGGAUGAGACUGCUAGCGUCAUUGCCACCGACGGUCAUUCCUCUAAUGACCGAUCUUCCGUGAUUGUUCCCGACGAUGGGGAUGAGGAGGAAGAGGAAGAGGAAGAGGAAGAAGAUGAGAACCUGAUGAGUGAUUUCCUCGCUGGCAACAACUUUGCACCCAAGAACUGGAUGAAGGGAUCUCUUAUCGGUGAAGGUUCCUUUGGUAGCGUCUUCCUGGCUCUCCACGCCAUCACUGGAGAGCUUAUGGCCGUUAAGCAAGUCGAAAUUCCUUCCGCUACCAAGGGAACUGAAUUCGACAAACGCAAGAACGGCAUGGUCACUGCUCUGAAGCACGAAAUUGAGCUUCUGCAAGGAAUGCACCACCCCAACAUCGUGCAGUACCUUGGCACACAGGCCGACGACCAGUACCUGAACAUUUUCCUGGAGUAUGUGCCGGGUGGCUCUAUCGCCACAAUGUUGAAGCAGUACAAUACCUUCCAAGAGCCCCUGGUCAAGAACUUUGUUCGGCAGAUCCUGGCUGGUCUCUCCUACCUGCACAGCCAGGGUAUCAUUCACCGAGACAUCAAGGGAGCCAACAUCCUCGUCGACAACAAGGGUGGCGUCAAGAUCUCCGAUUUCGGUAUCUCCAAGCGUGUCGAGGCAUCCACCCUCCUAGGCGCUCGCGCCAGCGGUGGCGGCGGAGGACACAUCCACCGGCCAUCUAUGCAGGGUAGUGUCUACUGGAUGGCGCCCGAAGUUGUACGACAAACGGCCCAUACCAAGAAAGCCGAUAUCUGGAGUCUGGGUUGUCUAGUCGUGGAGAUGUUGAGCGGUGUCCACCCCUUCCCCGACUGCAGCCAGCUGCAAGCUAUCUUUGCCAUCGGAAGUAACCAGGCUCGCCCGCCUGCUCCAGAACAUGUCAGCGACGAGGCCAAGCAAUUCCUCGAUAUGACCUUCCAGGUUGACUUUGAGAAGCGACCCACUGCUGAUGAACUGCUGAAAUGCCGGUUCCUGGCUAUGCCUAUUACGUGA